UUACAAAAUCCAAAUGAAUAUCAUAUUGUAGAAUUGGUUUUGGAUUGUUCUAAAGUCUAAACAUAACAAGGCAAAUAAUGCACGCAAUUCACGCUUGCACGUUAGUAUUUCAGUGACACUUUGCACCACAUGACCACAACCAUACCCAUUUAUAUCAAACUAGUUCUUCUAUAAACCAAGUCAAACCCCUUCAUCAAAUCUUCCCCCAUUUUUCCUGCUAUCCUCUUACAAUCCCACAACAAUUUCGCUUCUCAAUCCAUGGAGGAUUCAACCUUCAAUCACUAUCAGAACGAUGCUUCCGCCGUAGCCAUUACCAACAACAACCAUGGCUGGCAAAAGGUCACCUACGCCAAACGCCGCAAGAAUCAACAGGAGACUAAACAAAAAUCCGCCACAACCAUCGCUGCUUCUUCUGAUAAAGUGAACAAUGUUUUCCGUGAUCUUGAUCAGCAGAAUGAGGAUCGUCAUCGUCGCAUUGUGGAGGAUGCUAAGAGGAAAUCUGAUGCUUUUUUUGAUGAUGAUGAUGAUGCUCCGAAGUCUAGAUCGAAGAAACGCGAUGAUUCCGAUGAUAGUGAUUUCAACGAGGAUAGAGUAAAUAUUAAUAUUAAUGUUAAAGAGGAGAAGAAAGAGAAGAAAAAGAAGAAAGUCGAUAAAAAGCCUAAAGUUUCGGUUUCUGAAGCUGCUGCUAAGAUGGAUGCCUCUGAUUUGGCAGCAUUUCUCUUGGAUUUGUCGGGUUCUUAUCCAGACCAGGAGGAUAUUCAAUUGAUGCGAUUCGCUGAUUAUUUUGCCCGAACUUUUACAGCUGUGUCUCCUGCUCAGUUUCCUUGGGUUAAGACAUUUAGGGAAUCUCCUGUAGCUAAACUUUCUGAGAUCCCUGUCUCACAUAUCCCAGAUGCUGUUUAUAAAACAUCAUUGGACUGGAUCAACCAACGCUCAGUGACAGCCCUUAAUUCCUUUGUGAUAUUGCUGCUGGAUACCAUAAUUACAGAUUUAAAUAAUCAACUUCCUAGUGUUAAGAAUGCUAAAAAGGCAAGUCAGCAGCCACCAUCCAAAUCUCAGGUUGCUAUCUUUGUGGUUUUGGCUAUGGUUUUAAGGCGUAAACCAGAUGUACUUGUAGCUUUGUUGCCUACAUUGAGGGAGAACUCCAAGUAUCAAGGACAAGAGAAGCUUUUAGUUAUCAUAUGGAUGAUAUCUCAGGCAUCUCAAGGAGAUUUGGCUGUUGGCUUGUUUUCUUGGGCUCAUAACCUCUUGCCGAUGCUUAACAGCAAAUCAACUAACAAUCCACUUUGUAGGGAUCUGAUUUUACAGUUGGUUGAGAGAAUAUUAGCAGCUCCAAAGGCUCGCUCUAUAUUGGUCAAUGGAGCUGUAAGAAAAGGAGAACGUUUGAUUCCUCCAGCUGAGUAUGAGAUCUUGAUGCGGGUGACUUUCCCUGUAGCAUCUGCCAGAGUGAAGGCAACUGAGAGGUUUGAGGCUGCAUAUCCAAUCCUUAAAGAAGUUGCUCUUGCGGGCGCAUCUGGAAGUAAAGCAAUGAAGCAAGUUUCACAGCAGAUGUUUGGAUUUGCUAUUUUAGCAGCUGGAGAAGGCAAGCCUGAGCUGGCUAAAGAAGCUACUGACCUCAUAUAUUGGUGCUUGAGGCAAAACAGUGAUGUCUAUAAGCAAUGGGACAAAGUAUACUUGGAUAAUUUGGAGGCAAGUGUUAGCAUCCUGAAAAAGCUUUCCGAGGAGAGGAUAGAACAACAUCUUAAUCAGUCGUCCCUUGAGGUUGUGAAGCAGACUCUGAAAGGUUUUCAGCAAAAGAAUGAGAAAGCCUUGGCUGGAGAACGUUCUGGACAAGCAUCUCUCCUUAAGGAUGCUGACAAGUACUGUAAAAUUCUAAUGGGAAGACUAUCACGUGGUCAUGGCUGUGUGAAAGCCGUAGUUUUUGUUGGUGUUGUAAUGGCUGUCGGUGCUGCUGUUAUGUCCUCUAACGUGGAGUCGUUUGAUUGGAAAAGGGUGUCGCUGAUGCUCAGCUCUAUCCAAUCUUUCUAAACGAAGACGUACUUAAACGGGGCGGGGCGGGCUUCUGCUGUUGGUUCUAUAUACUUGAGAGGAAGCAGAAUCAACAAGCUCCCGUCCCAUAAUAAUUGUCAAAAUAGAUGGCGGGAUACAAAGAGUUAGGAUUGAGAAAAUGCCACAAGGCUAGCGGUUAACUUAAUAGUACAAGUCGAUCCAUGACAUUUUUGAUCGAUUUUAUUUUAUGUUUAUUUUUUCAGAUUUCUGUCAAAUGUAUGAGUAUCGAAAAUAACAACAAAUCCCUGUAUUUAUAGACUGUUAUGCCUUUUUCCUUUUCCUUUUUUUCUCA
Molecule: messenger RNA, 2341 nt
Organism: Amaranthus tricolor (Joseph's coat)
Lineage: Eukaryota; Viridiplantae; Streptophyta; Magnoliopsida; Caryophyllales; Amaranthaceae
Exons: 10
Coding region: 259-2028 (589 amino acids)
Cellular component (GO): Golgi apparatus; endoplasmic reticulum
Source: RefSeq, a predicted model, not a curated record